Messenger RNA from Lasiodiplodia theobromae, 276 nucleotides. RefSeq lists its product as uncharacterized. Lineage: Eukaryota; Fungi; Ascomycota; Dothideomycetes; Botryosphaeriales; Botryosphaeriaceae. The record is from RefSeq and is a predicted model, not a curated record. The coding region runs from base 1 to 276 and encodes 91 amino acids. The transcript has 4 exons.
AUGAAGUACGCCACUGUUGCCCUCGCCCUCUUCGCCGCCACCGGCCUGUGCUCCCCGCGCCGCCAGAUGCCGUUCGACGACGACACGCCCCAGAUCUGCUGGCGGCUGUGUGCUACCGAAGAUCUCCAAUGCCCCGAAAACUGGGAGUCGAAACAGUUCGGAGACUGCUGGACCUGCUGCAGGUCUAUCCAGGAAGCUACUGCACAGACUCCUACCACGGCGAAGAACGUCAUCUUCGGUCUUGCUUGCAACUUGAGCAUCACACCUUGUCAGUGA